This is a messenger RNA of Camelus dromedarius (Arabian camel), 3999 nucleotides long. It is a transcript of the gene ACVRL1, whose product is annotated as activin A receptor like type 1. Gene Ontology annotation, cellular component: BMP receptor complex; plasma membrane. Gene Ontology annotation, biological process: cellular response to growth factor stimulus; heart development; protein phosphorylation. Gene Ontology annotation, molecular function: ATP binding; transmembrane receptor protein serine/threonine kinase activity. NCBI's taxonomy places the organism in Eukaryota, Metazoa, Chordata, Mammalia, Artiodactyla, Camelidae. The transcript is spliced from 10 exons. The coding region runs from base 223 to 1737 and encodes 504 amino acids. The record is from RefSeq and is a predicted model, not a curated record.
UCAGAAAGUUUAAAUAACUUGUCGCAAAUCUCACAGCCCUAAGUGGUAGAAGCAGGAUUUGAACCCAGGUCUAUAUGAUCCAGAGACCACAAGCUGACCUCUGUGUUACACUGUUCUGCCUCUGCAUUCUGUCUGAGAUCCUAAAAUCCAGAAUUGAUGCUACAUCCCACUGCGGUGAAGGGCUAAUGAAGUGAUGCACAUAAGGUGCUAUGUGAUGGGACCAUGACCUUGGACCCUCGCAGGAGAAGCCUUCUGAUGCUACUGAUGGCCUUGGGCCUGACCCAGGGCGACCCCGUGAAGCCCUCUCGGGGCCCACUGGUGACCUGCACGUGUGAGAACCCACACUGCAAGGGGCCUACCUGCCAGGGGGCCUGGUGCACGGUAGUGCUGGUGCGGGAGGAGGGCAGACACCCCCAGGAACAUCGAGGCUGCGGGAAUCUGCACCAGGAGCUCUGCAGGGGGCGCCCCACUGAGUUCGUCAACCACUACUGCUGCUACAGCCCCCUCUGCAACCAAAACGUGUCCCUGGUGCUGGAGGCCACCCGAACUCCUCCGGAACAGCCACAAGAAGAUGGCCAGCUGCCUCUGAUCCUGGGCCCCGUGCUGGCCUUGCUGGCCCUUGUGGCCCUGGGUGCCCUGGGCCUGUGGCACGUCCGGCGGAGGCAGGAGAAGCAUCGGGGUCUGAACAAUGAGCUGGGCGAGUCCAGCCUCAUCCUGAAGGCAUCCGAACCGGGGGACAGCAUGUUGGGGGACCUCCUGGACAGUGACUGUACCACGGGCAGUGGCUCAGGGCUCCCCUUCCUGGUGCAGAGGACAGUGGCACGGCAGGUUGCCCUGGUGGAGUGUGUGGGAAAGGGCCGCUAUGGUGAGGUGUGGCGGGGCCUGUGGCAUGGUGAGAGUGUGGCCGUCAAGAUCUUCUCCUCGAGGGAUGAGCAGUCCUGGUUCCGGGAGACUGAGAUCUACAACACAGUGUUGCUCAGACACGACAACAUCCUAGGCUUUAUCGCCUCCGACAUGACCUCCCGCAACUCGAGCACGCAGCUGUGGCUCAUCACGCACUACCACGAGCACGGCUCCCUCUACGACUUUCUGCAGAGGCAGACGCUGGAGCCCCAGCUGGCCCUGAGGCUAGCGGUGUCCGCGGCCUGCGGCCUGGCGCACCUGCACGUGGAGAUCUUCGGCACGCAGGGCAAGCCAGCCAUCGCCCACCGCGACCUCAAGAGCCGCAACGUGCUGGUCAAGAGCAACCUGCAGUGCUGCAUCGCCGACCUGGGCCUGGCUGUGAUGCACUCCCAGGGUAGCGAUUACCUGGACAUCGGCAACAACCCACGAGUGGGCACCAAGCGGUACAUGGCCCCGGAGGUGCUGGAAGAGCAGAUCCGUACCGACUGCUUUGAGUCCUACAAGUGGACGGACAUCUGGGCCUUUGGCCUGGUGCUGUGGGAGAUUGCCCGCCGGACCAUUGUCAAUGGCAUCGUGGAGGACUACAGGCCACCCUUCUAUGAUGUGGUGCCCAAUGAUCCCAGCUUCGAGGACAUGAAGAAGGUGGUGUGUGUUGACCAGCAGACUCCCACCAUCCCCAACCGACUGGCUGCAGACCCGGUCCUCUCAGGCCUGGCUCAGAUGAUGCGGGAGUGCUGGUACCCCAACCCCUCUGCCCGCCUCACAGCGCUGCGGAUCAAGAAAACCCUACAGAAACUCAGCAACGGUCUCCAGAAGCCCAAAGUGAUUCAUUAGCCACGGGCCUGAUGCUGCCUCCCCUCCUGCAGUGUGUGCGGGGUGGGCGGUGGAUGGUGGCCUGUCUGGAUAGAGGUUGUAUGAAAGUGUGUACUGGGGAGGAGGGUGCCCCUCUGUGGGCAGCUGUGUCUGCCCAGCUCGGCCCCUAGCCCAUCCAGCCAAAAAUACAGCUGGGCUGAAACUUGAUCCCCCGCCGUCUGGCCUGUUCAAGGCAGCAGGCUCCCUGACGCCUGGCUCCCUCCCCACCCCUGCGCCCUGGGCCCUGGGCGCACCCCCUACCGUCCCCAGGACAGGAUGCAAAAGAGGCUCCAGAGCCAGGGUGACCAAGCCAGGGAACCCCAGUCCCAGGCCCAGAGCCUGGGCCUGCACUUUACCCCCUUCCCUCAGUCGGACCUGCCAGAGCUGCCAGGGUGGCACAGGGCCCUGUCCAGCCUUCAGUAGACACCCUGCCUUGCCAGGCUCAGUAUCUGGCACAAGCCCCAGACACCCAGGGCCCAUCAGUUUUUCUCCUGGGUUCAUAUCUCAGCUCUGUGCCGCCUUGGGCCUCUGUCUCUUGGAUCAGACCCCCGCUGGCUGAAUGCUAGCUGCCUGGAGAGCUGGGGUCUGAUCCUGAGCCCCUCCCCCACUCCCCCCCAGCAGACUUACUAUGGCUUUAAACCCAAGGAGUCUUGCUGUGGGUAUGGCAGAGUCAUAGGCCAAUGGAGAGGUGGUAGAUCAGAUGGGCAAGGCCCAGGACUUUUCAAAUAAACCGAGAGGAUGUCAAGGCCAAGCAUGGCCAGGGAACAGCUCAGCUGGGAGUCAGGAGACCCAGGCUCUGGUCCUGGGUGCUUGAUCUUGUGACAAGAAUGAGGUCUUCACUGUCCCAGGACCUUUGUUUCUUCAUCUACAUAUUGAAAGAUUUGGUCCUGAUGUCCUUUGAAGUUUUUCUCAGCUCUAAAUUUCUUUGAAAUUUCAGCUGUGUCAGAACUCAGUUCAGCAAUCCCUUCUACAUCUUAUGCCCCAGCUCCUGGCAAUUUGCCUCAAGAUGAGGAUUUGAAAAUCACUUUAUUUGAAGCCAGGAGUGUCUGAAAGGCCUCUUAGUCUAAUUCUACAAGCUUCAUUUCCUGCCGUAACCCAUGCUGGUGGCCGUCCUUGGGCUUAGACAGCUCUGGGACUUCUUGCAGGCAGGCCAGCUGCUCACCAUCUCUGUGGCUUCAUCUUUUCUGCUCAGGGCAGAGAGGGGCCAGGGGCCAGCUUCCUGCAGGGUCUCCAAGGCUCAGAAGAAAUCUGGCUCUAGCCAGCAAGCCUCCAGCACCCAGGUUCCUGCUCCCUACUGGCCCCUGGCACAGGCCAAUACCCUUGGCCAGGCCCCAGAGGGUGUGUGUCUAGGAAGAACCUGGUGGCUGUAGAGAAACACAUGGAAAGUUCAGCACUUGGAAAUAUCAAGGGUGUAUGUCCAUGCACUAAGGCAGUUACCCCGAACCCUAAGCAGAUGGAGAGGGUGCUGGGUUGGAAGUAGGGCCUAGGGGGUUGGGCAGUGGGGGAUGGGGCUCAGGCUAGGGACACAACAUCCCCAAUCUUGGGAAGACCUGGCCUUGCAGCCCUCAGCCCUUGGGACAGGGUGGAGAGGGACCCUCAGUUCUCCACAGGAGGAGAAGGAAACAGCCUCCUCCCCUCCUACUGUAAAUGCCCCACAGGGCCUCCCGGGGAGGGGUUCCUUCAGUGUUUCUUUCACCAUCAGCGGCCCUUUCCCAGGCCUGCCUCCCAGCAUUGUGCAAGGCCUGGAGGAGAACCAGGAAGUGAAACUGAGUGAAAACAGAAAGCUACAUGGACCUGCCAGGUUCCCUCAUCAUCGUGGGGCAGUUUGCUUCCCAGCAGUGUCAUGUCUUCUGGUCCCUGGAACCCACCCAGCCCAGGAAUCAGGACACGCCUGAAGGACUUUCUCUUUACUGGAUUUGGGGGUGAAAAGUCUCCUGAGACUCCAUAACCAGAAACUAAAGGCAGCAGCUGCCCAAAAGCUGGAAAAUCCCUAAGAGAAGAAGGUCUGAGGCAGGAGGUGGUGUGAUGGGGGAGGGUUGAGAGAAGGGGCCAGGGUUGGGAGAACCACCUGGGAGGGAAGGAGGCAUUGGUGAGAGUGGUCUGCAAAAUGCUGCUGUCUGAGUUCAGGAUGGUGUUCCAGGGCCGAAAUUCCAGUCGCCUAACCUGGAGAUACUGUUCGUGGGAGCACUGAGCUCGUGCUUAGCACAUAGUGCAUCCUCAAAAUAAACCGUGGUUGAAUCUGAA